AAAACUGAGAAAACUCGGGUCUUUGGCACGAAGGAGCCAUGGCUGCUGUAGGGGGUCACAUCCAGCGUCUCCGCGAUGAAGCCACUUGCCCCAUCUGCCUGGAUUACUUCAAGGAUCCAGUGACCAGCCCAGAGUGUGGGCACAACUUCUGCCGAUCCUGCCUGAUCCAGUGCUGGGGGGAAUCGGAGGCAGAGGCUUCGUGCCCUCAGUGCAGAAAAAGAGUUCAGAGAAGGAGCCUCAUCCCCAACCGGCAAUUGGCUAACAUGGUAGAAUUAAUCAAGAAUCUCAGCCUUCAAGAGAGGAAGGAAGAGGAACGAAAAGGAGUCUGCGAGGAGCACCAGGAGCCCCUGAAGCUCUUCUGCAAAGUCCACGAAGCCCCCAUCUGUGUGGUGUGUGACAAAUCAAAGGAACAUGAAAAUCACAAGGUGAUUCCUCUGGAGGAGGCUUUCGAGGAAUACAAGGGAGAGAUCUGUCGCCGCCUAGAGAUUCUGAGGAAAGAGAGAGAGGAAAUUCGGGCCUAUCAAGCAGACCUGGAGAAGGAAAGCAAAGACCUCUUUAAAUUGACAGAAACGGAGAGGCUGAAGACUGUGGAGAAGUUCAGAGAACUGCGCCUGUUCCUGGAAGAACAAGAAAAGCGUCUGCUGAAUCAUGUAGAAGAGGUGGAGAAGGAGAUUGCAGGGAGAAGGAAUGAGCAGCUGACCAGACUCUCCAGGAAACUCUCCUCUCUUGAGAAGAUCAUCCAGGAGAUGGAGGAAAAGGGUCAGCAGCCAGCGAGUGAACUCCUGCAGGAUAUGAGAAGGACCUUGCAGAGGUAUGAGAAAAGAGAGCAUCCAGAGAAGCCACUGGCUUUCCCUCUAGAGCUCAGGAACAGGAUCUUGGAAUCCUGUGAUCUAAAUCACCUUGUGGAGGAUACAAUGAAACAAUGGAAAGAUGUGCUGAUCUACAGAAAACCGAUUCAGAAAGAUGUUCAGUCAUUCAGAAAUCUUCAGAGAGCAAAUGUCACUCUGGAUCCAAACACAGCCCAUCCUGAACUCAUCCUGUCUGAGGAUCGGAAAAGCGUGAGAUAUGGAGACAAAAAGCAAGACCUGCCCGACAAUCCUGAGAGAUUCAACUACUGGCCUUGUGUGUUGGGAUGUGAGGGAUUCACAGCAGGCAGACAUUUCUGGGAAGUCAAUGUGGGAAGUGGGGAAUGGUGGGUUGUGGGGGUUGCCAGGAAGUCUGUGAGGAGAAAGGGUGACUUCUACUUCUGUCCUAAGGUGGGAAUCUGGGUUGUGCGGAAGUCUGGAGGAAAGUACUGGCCCUGCACCUCCCCUUAUCCCUCUCCUCUGUCCCUGAGUUGGGAUCCCAGGAGGAUCCGGGUGACUCUGGACUAUGAAGGGGGACGUGUGUCUUUUUCUGAUGCCGACUCAGGAGCCGAACUCUACACGUUCUCAGGAGCCUCGUUCUCUGUAGAGACCCUCCUCCCUUUCUUUUGUCUGGGCAAAAUUAAAACCCCCCUGAGUAUCUCCUGAGGAGACUAAAUCUGCCUCUCAGGCCUAGCAGGAGUUUCUCUCCAGACCAGAGUAACCAAUAUAAAAAAAACAUUUACCCACCAAGAGCACGUUGGGCAGUUCUUCAAGGGGACCUUUUGAGAAGAUUCAUUCCAGUUAAAAUAAGCAGAAAUAACAAAACAAAAAUUGGGUUGUUCUCUGUUCCCCGUAUUUCCUCUCCUGAGGCAGAGUUGCUGGAUCCUUGGUCCUCCAUUUUCAUGCCUGAAGGACCCCUCAUAUCUCACCUUGUAGUAUAUUAAUUUAUGGACUCAGGAGAAACCUCCAUCUAAGAUUGGCAGGACAGAGCUUCUCCCUGGGCAGAAAAAGAGAUGUGUGCAGAAAUGAGAAACAACGAACACAAGUAAACACACACCUUUGGGCACUGUUUAAAAAUAAAAUCAGCCACAUGCAAAGAAUAUAAAGUCUAGGAAACAGAAUCGGUGUUACAUUAUCUUGGCCCCUCAUUUUCCCCUACAGCCACAUACAUUUAAAACACUUUUAUACCAUUUCACCAGUGAUGGAGAAACCUGGGAACUGUAGUUUGUAAGAUGUGCUAGGAAAUGUAGCUCUCUUGAGGAGGUAAACUACAGUUCACAUGAGAGUAUAGAGGGGUACAAUACCCAAGAGGGGGUUAGGCAGUUGCUUCCACACACAGGAUAGCUUGGUUGGCUAGAGCAUGGUGCUGAUAAUGGCAAGGUUGCCUAAAAAGAGGGUCAAAGGACAAACGAAAAAAGGAUAAAAGA
Molecule: messenger RNA, 2272 nt
Organism: Lacerta agilis (Sand lizard)
Lineage: Eukaryota; Metazoa; Chordata; Lepidosauria; Squamata; Lacertidae
Product: zinc finger protein RFP-like
Exons: 8
Coding region: 39-1511 (490 amino acids)
Molecular function (GO): protein binding; zinc ion binding
Source: RefSeq, a predicted model, not a curated record